CGGCGGUCCACAGACAACCACUGCCGGUCCAUCCGCUGGUAAUGUGGCAAAUGCUACCAUUGCCGGUGUUAAGAGCACAAGCAAUAACAUGUAUUCCACCCGCCAAUCUGUAAGCACCACAACCGGUGUGCUCAUGGUCGGACCAAAUUUUCGUGUCGGUAAAAAAAUUGGCUGUGGUAACUUUGGCGAAUUGCGUUUAGGAAAAAAUCUUUACAACAAUGAACAUGUAGCAAUAAAAAUGGAGCCUAUGAAGUCGAAGGCUCCGCAACUACACUUAGAGUAUAGGUUUUAUAAGCUAUUAGGAUCACAUGCCGAAAACGCCCCAGAAGGCAUACCACGCAUUUAUCACUUGGGCACUUGCGGUGGCCGUUAUAAUGCCAUGGUUUUAGAGUUAUUGGGAUUAUCGUUAGAAGAUCUCUUCAAUAUUUGCUCCCGUAAAUUUUCACUUAAGACUGUAUUGAUGAUAGCGAAACAACUUCUCCACCGGAUCGAAUAUGUUCAUAGUCGGCACUUAAUUUAUAGGGAUGUAAAACCUGAGAAUUUUCUCAUUGGCAGAACAUCAACAAAACGUGAAAAAAUUAUACACAUAAUUGAUUUCGGUUUGGCCAAAGAAUAUAUUGAUUUAGAUACAAAUAGACAUAUACCAUAUCGGGAUCAUAAGUCCCUGACGGGCACCGCUCGCUAUAUGUCGAUCAACACGCAUAUGGGACGCGAGCAGUCGAGACGUGACGAUCUGGAGGCUCUGGGUCAUAUGUUUAUGUACUUCUUAAGAGGAUCACUGCCCUGGCAAGGCCUUAAGGCUGAUACACUCAAAGAGAGAUAUCAAAAAAUCGGUGAUACAAAACGUGCAACACCUAUUGAGGUACUUUGUGACGGCCACCCCGAAGAGUUUGCAACAUAUUUGCGUUACGUGCGGCGGUUAGAUUUUUUCGAAACACCCGAUUAUGAUUUUCUGCGAAGACUGUUUCAAGACUUAUUCGAACGUAAGGGCUAUACCGACGAGGGCGAAUUUGACUGGACAGGGAAAACCAUGUCAACGCCCGUCGGAUCUCUCCAAACUGGCCAUGAAGUCAUCAUUUCACCAAAUAAAGAUCGUCAUAAUGUUACGGCUAAGACAAAUGCCAAAGGAGGUGUUGCUGCGUGGCCGGACGUGCCCAAGCCGGGUGCGACCCUUGGCAAUCUGACACCCGCCGAUCGGCAUGGUUCAGUGCAGGUUGUGAGUUCGACAAACGGCGAACUGAAUGCGGACGAUCCCACGGCCGGACACUCCAAUACGCCCAUCACCCAACAGCCGGAAGUAGAGCUUGUCGACGAAACAAAUGGUUCCUUAUAUUCCAGAUGUUGUUGUUUCUUUAAACGAAAGAAGAAGAAAUCAACGCGCCAAAAAUGACUAGAAGGUGUACAAUGUAGUCCAGAACGCGAGGCAGUUACCUUGCUGCGCGCCACUUCACAUUCAAACUCACGGGAUAGCGUAUUGAAUAAUCCGAGUCAGGAUUACAUCCAACAGGCAACGUCGCAGCACACGUUGCGUUAUCCUCCAUCCGCGUCGAUGUUGACGCCAACACCAACUACAAAUACACCGACACUUCCGUUGUAAUUUAUAUAAAUACAGAAAUCCGUAAAUAGAAAAGCGAAAAACAACAAACAAACAAAAA
Drosophila hydei is the source of this 1655-nucleotide messenger RNA. RefSeq names its product casein kinase I (gene gish). Gene Ontology annotation, molecular function: ATP binding; protein serine/threonine kinase activity. The coding region runs from base 89 to 1390 and encodes 433 amino acids. The transcript is spliced from 10 exons. Gene Ontology annotation, biological process: positive regulation of canonical Wnt signaling pathway; endocytosis; signal transduction. The record is from RefSeq and is a predicted model, not a curated record. Gene Ontology annotation, cellular component: plasma membrane; cytoplasm; nucleus. NCBI's taxonomy places the organism in Eukaryota, Metazoa, Arthropoda, Insecta, Diptera, Drosophilidae.